AUGAGUGACAAAAUGCGAUCCAAAUCGCGGCAAACGGAUAGUCGGAGCUCUUCGCCGGCCCUUCAAUCGGUUCCCGCCUUAAAACGUGUGAACAGCUUCCGGACGGAUCCCAUUUGUCCGACAUUUGCCGAGAUUCGCGGCAAUAUUGUGCCCAUUUUGAAGCCAAACUUCUUGAAGGGUCCGUACAGUAGCGUUGAACGCUAUCUCGAGGUUCAGUAUUCGCUUCUUCGCGAGGAUUUGGUCCGUUCGCUGAGGAGUGGUAUUCACGAGUUCAUGCAUUGCGGACAAAAUGGCCGCCGAAUCCCAGAGAUCAGAGUUUACGGCAAUGUGUCGAUACUGGAGAGGAGUGCGAAAUCGUUGUCCACCUAUUGGGCUAAGUUUGAUGUCAGCCAAUUGCCGCCAAUCAAUUGGAUGUUCACAAAACGUCUAAUUCCCGGCUCAUUGCUGUGUCUGUCGGCCAACAACUUCCGCACAUUUUGUUUCGCUACGGUGUCCGCCGACCGUUUGGUCGAAGAUCUGGCCAACGGUUUGAUUCAAUUGGAGUUGGAGUCCGAGAGUCUGACCGAUGAAUUCAAACACAUCGACCACAUGAAGACAUAUGUGAUGAUUGAGUCGGAAGUGUAUUACGAGGCCUACAAACACAAUCUGAAGACUCUUAAGCAGUUCGCGGAGAAUACGUUUCCAUUCAAAGAGCAAAUCGUUUAUUUGGCGAAAGGAGUGUUGCGACCGAAGUAUUUGACUUUCGAUACCACUUACGACAUGCACUCUAUCGUCGUCUUAGGCCAUCGACACUACCACUGA
This is a messenger RNA of Medioppia subpectinata, 801 nucleotides long. NCBI's taxonomy places the organism in Eukaryota, Metazoa, Arthropoda, Arachnida, Sarcoptiformes, Oppiidae. The record is from the annotation of a GenBank genome assembly.